This is a messenger RNA of Alternaria burnsii, 1566 nucleotides long. Its product is annotated as molybdopterin biosynthesis protein moeb. Gene Ontology annotation, molecular function: adenylyltransferase activity; thiosulfate-cyanide sulfurtransferase activity; URM1 activating enzyme activity. NCBI's taxonomy places the organism in Eukaryota, Fungi, Ascomycota, Dothideomycetes, Pleosporales, Pleosporaceae. Gene Ontology annotation, cellular component: cytoplasm; cytosol. The transcript has 3 exons. Gene Ontology annotation, biological process: protein urmylation; tRNA wobble position uridine thiolation. Bases 1 to 1566 code for a protein of 521 amino acids. The record is from RefSeq and is a predicted model, not a curated record.
AUGACUUCGGUAAUCAGCUCUUUGCGCAAGCAAAUUGCGUCAUGCGAAGUCACACUACAGGAUCUACGUCAACAGCUGGCGGAAGCUGAGCACAACCAACGCGAAACAGCUAAAGUUGUGCCCCAGAAAAGACCGCUAGCUACUGACCCAACCAACCCCCUGGAUCAUGAUAUGAACUUUGGAGUACCUGAUCAAUUCCGUGAAGAGGUUUUCGCAAUCCUAGACCAAGAGCAAAAGGCGCCGCAACAUAGCGUGUCUGAGGUAUCUGAGGAAAGGUCAAGAUGGCCACUUCAGAAGAAUGAAUACAAGAGAUAUGGCAGGCAGCUGAUCAUGCCAGAGAUUGGACUGAAAGGUCAGCUUCGCUUAAGAGAUGCUCGUGUACUCAUCGUAGGCGUGGGUGGUCUCGGCUGCCCUGCUGCUGCAUAUCUAGUUGGGGCAGGCGUCGGUAUUGUAGGACUAGUUGAUGGUGACGUGGUUGAAGAAUCGAAUUUGCACCGUCAGAUCCUACACUCAACUGCGAGAAUCGGAAUGACCAAGGUUGAGAGUGCGAUGGUGGCUCUGAAAUCGCUCAAUCCCAACGUCACAUUGGUUCCUCAUGUGUCUCGACUCAGUCCAGAGACUGCCAUCUCAACCUUCAAGAAAUACGAUUUGGUCCUGGAUUGCACAGACACACCCGCGUCGCGCUAUCUGAUAUCCGAUACAUGUGUUCUAUUAGGCAAGACUCUUGUUUCUGCAUCAGCGCUCCGCAUCGACGGUCAGAUGAUGGUGUUGAAUAACCCACCACUGCCGCCUGGCGACCCGAAUGGAGGCCCAUGUUAUCGCUGCGUCUUUCCAAAACCUCCUCCACCUGAGUCUGUCGUAUCAUGUGGCGAUGGUGGUAUUCUAGGACCCGUCGUCGGCGUGAUGGGGGUUUUACAAGCACUGGAAGCGAUCAAGGUUCUGACCCAGAGACCUACUACGACGCCUGUAGAUCCACCAAGCCUGCUCCUAUUUUCAGCCUAUUCACAUCCUAUGUACCGCUCCAUACGUCUUAGGAGUCGAAAAGCCAAAUGCACUGCUUGCUCAUCACUUUCAACGAUUACUAAAGAAGCAUUAGAGUCUGGAAGUUUGGACUACGUUCAAUUCUGUGGCAGUCUAGUUGCGAACAACAGUCCUUUGGCCCCAGAAGAACGCAUAUCUGCAAAGAACUACGCGCAAAUACGAUCGGGUGUCAACCCUUUUACGGGUACGGUAUCGAAGAAAGACAGUCACUUCCUUGUCGACGUACGCGAGAAAGUGCAAUUCGAGUUGUGCAAUAUCGAUGGUAGUAUAAACGUACCCUUCUCCACAAUUUCAGCUACGAGGGGACCUGAUUUCGCUAUUGAAGAAGCGAUCUGGACCAAAAUGUUACGGCAGUCAGAAAAGCCUAUAUUUGUGGUGUGUCGACUGGGCAAUGAUUCACAGGUCACUGUCAAGAAGAUGAAGCAGCUAGGGCUCGACGCAGGAGGCAAGAGAUAUAUUGGGGAUAUCAAAGGAGGUCUGGAAGCCUGGAGAAGUACUGUUGACGCUGAUUUUCCGGAUUACUAA